Molecule: messenger RNA, 1878 nt
Organism: Venustampulla echinocandica
Lineage: Eukaryota; Fungi; Ascomycota; Leotiomycetes; Helotiales; Pleuroascaceae
Product: MFS general substrate transporter
Exons: 5
Coding region: 1-1878 (625 amino acids)
Biological process (GO): transmembrane transport
Molecular function (GO): transmembrane transporter activity
Source: RefSeq, a predicted model, not a curated record
AUGCCUGGUACACCUAUCCCACCUUCCGGGAGCAAAUAUUCUACCUUCGAAGCUUAUGAUCGCCGCCGCCAAGAUGAUACUCACGAAAAUGAAGCCUAUGAUGAAAACGAAUCAGACGAAUCAGAUCCUUUGCUCAAGGAGACCGAGAAUGGCCUGCGCCGAGGCCGAAACGCUUCUAGCCAGUCCCACGACGCAGCUCCAUACGACGUAGAACCGCGCCUGUCGUUCGACGAUGAGGAAUCGCUUGUCGAGCUCCCUUCCGAGCCAGAGGAGAAACCUAUCACGUGGAUGAGCCUUCCUCGAAAGAGUCAAUUGGCAAUCCUAGCUAUUGCAAGACUAUCAGAACCGCUCGUUCAAUCGUCUUUAAGAUCAUACCUGUUCUACCAACUGAAGUCCUUCGACAAGACCCUACCUGAUUCAACCAUUGCCUCUCAGGCGGGUAUAAUCCAGGGGGCAUUCGCCGCUGCACAGUUAUGCACUGCCAUGGUUUGGGGUCGCAUGUCCGACAAAAGAGGGAGGAAGAGCGUUAUUCUUUUUGGACUCACCGGUUCAAUGCUUUCAUGUAUCGGAUUUGGCUUCUCCGCAACCUUUACUCAAGCGUUGAUAUUUCGGAGCCUCGGUGGCGCUCUCAACGGCAAUGUAGGUGUGAUGAGGACAAUGAUCAGUGAAAUCAUCCGGGAAAAGAAAUUCCAGUCGAGGGCUUUUGUAGUCCUUCCAAUGGUUGCAAAUAUUGGAGUUAUUAUUGGACCCAUGAUCGGCGGUUUGACCAGUGACCCAGUGACAGCAUAUCCCAGCCUUUUUGGAGGAAUUAAGUGGCUCGAGAUAUUUCCCUAUUCUCCUCCGAAUAUUCUGAGUGCUAUUUUCCUCGCAUUCGCGACGCUCGCGGUGUGGCUUGGUUUAGAAGAGACACAUCACGCUUUCUGUCACCGACACGACUGGGGUAUCAUAUCAAGUCGAAAGAUUGCCUCUAUUUACCAAAAGCUACGAAGAAGAAACACAAAUGACGGAUAUCUGCCGGUUAGCGAUAGUGAUGGAGACACUCCAGUGCUUGAGCUGUCUGCCCCUCCCAAAUCCUCAAAACUAGCUCGACCGCACUAUCCUAACCAGCUGCCAUUAAACCGCCUGUUUACAUACAAUGUCAUCACGGUUCUGAUUUCUCAUUCACUCCUUGCUGCCGCAAUGGGGACCUUUCAGAGCAUAUUCUACACCUUUCUCUCCACCCCGGUCUACGAUCCUUCCCAUCCGCUGCCAGACUACACUCCACAUCCUCCUCUGAAGUUCACCGGCGGUACCGGCCUCUCACCUCGGUCGAUCGGCUUCGCUAUGGCUGUAUUGGGGGCUAUCGGUAUCGUUCUUCAACUUUUCCUCUACCCUGCAAUCAACGCGCGACUAGGCACUGUUCGCUCAUACCGCAUCUACCUCUACUGUUUCCCAAUUGUCUACGCACUCGUUCCCUUCCUCGCGAUUAUGCCCUCAACUACUCCUCCACCAUCACAGAAAACAGGACCCAUCUUCUGGGCGGCCCUGACGUUCAUCGUGUUCCUCUUUGUCAUGGGCCGGACAUUUGCUGCUCCAGCCGCACAAAUCCUGGUUAAUAAUUGCUGUCCUCACCCAACUGUAUUGGGUACAGUGCAUGGAAUCGGCCAGAGUGUAAGUGCAGCUGCCCGAACAGUUGGGCCUGCGCUUGGAGGAUGGAUCUACGGAGUUGGAUUAGAAAAGGGAGUUGUAGGAGCCACGUUUUGGGCUCUGGCAGGAUUCGCCACGCUUUCAUGUUUUGCGAGCACUUUCGUGAGAGAAGGUAAUGGGCAUGAGAUACGACUUGAAGGCGAUGAUGAGGCAGAGGCUGAAGCGGAAGCAGCGAAUGCGGGGCUAAGAUGA